AUGCCAUCCUCCUGUAAAGACAUCCGCGACGCGCUCGCCCAAUGCCUCCAAAACAGCGACUGCAUCCUCGUCCAGCGGCACACGCCGGUCGAAUGCCUUUCGCACCCCUUACUCGAAACCCUCCCGGAGCAGUGCCAACAACUCAAGAUCGGGUUCCGAGAAUGCCGGCGCGGACUGGUGGACAUGAGGAAACGGUUUAGAGGAAACGCCCCGAUUUCAACGAGCUUGGAACUCGAGGCUGGCGACGGGAGCGGGAGGAAGGUGGGAGGGGCGCCCGCUGGAGGGCUUAAGGGCCAGCUAUACGCUGGACGCCCGGCGUUCGACGUUCGGGAGCAGAUGGGCAAGGGCCAAAAAGGAGAGGUUAAAGGCUUGGGAUUUGACGAGAGUAAGACGAGAGGGUUGUAG
Cladophialophora psammophila CBS 110553 is the source of this 405-nucleotide messenger RNA. RefSeq lists its product as uncharacterized. The record is from RefSeq and is a predicted model, not a curated record. Bases 1 to 405 code for a protein of 134 amino acids. The transcript has 2 exons. Gene Ontology annotation, biological process: mitochondrial respiratory chain complex IV assembly. Lineage: Eukaryota; Fungi; Ascomycota; Eurotiomycetes; Chaetothyriales; Herpotrichiellaceae. Gene Ontology annotation, cellular component: mitochondrion.